This is a messenger RNA of Guyanagaster necrorhizus, 2162 nucleotides long. Its product is annotated as thioredoxin family protein. NCBI's taxonomy places the organism in Eukaryota, Fungi, Basidiomycota, Agaricomycetes, Agaricales, Physalacriaceae. Bases 17 to 2086 code for a protein of 689 amino acids. Gene Ontology annotation, biological process: protein modification by small protein removal. Gene Ontology annotation, molecular function: peptidase activity. The transcript is spliced from 9 exons. The record is from RefSeq and is a predicted model, not a curated record.
GGGCGCUCCCUAUUAUAUGCCUGCGCCUAGGGACUCCGGGUUCCGCUUGCUUCCGUACCCGGCCCUCCACUCACUCCACGUGGCGGAUGCCGUCGGGAUCAUAUGGCUGUGCAUCACUGACGCGUCUCUCGUUCUGUACCCUAUGCAACCUGUAAAAUUAUAUGUAUACGAUCUCAGCAAGGGGAUGGCGGGGCAGCUCUCCCGCCAGCUAACCGGCAAGCAGAUUGAUGGCAUCUGGCAUACCUCCAUUGUAGUCUUUGGCAGAGAAGUAUUCUACGGCCAAGGCAUAAACACGACUGCCCCUGGUCGCUCGCACCAUGGUUCGCCCUUACACAUAAUAGACCUAGGCGAGACUGCCAUAGAUGAAGACACCUUCGUAGAAUACAUACAAGACAUGCGUGAUCAUUACACCGCGGAUAAAUACCAUCUACUAGAUUUUAAUUGCAACUCGUUUACCAACGAUGUCGCGGGCUUCCUCACUGGGAAUUCCAUUCCUGACUGGAUCAAAGAUCUGCCAACGGACUUCCUUUCCACUCCGUUUGGACAAGCCCUACGGCCCACCAUCGAUUCCAUGUACCGUCGUCCCACACCCGGUGCCACGCCUGCUCCUACUCCGCUUACUUCGGCCCAAGCGCCUGACCCGGCUCUCGCUGCGUCGAUUCUCCAGUCCGUUGCAGAACAAGCCCAGCGUAGCGCAGGUCCUUCGACUGCCCGAGCUUCUACGUCCCUUCCUGCCACAGAAUCCUUAGCCGCGCCGCUGCAUCCAUGCACCAACUCGGCUUCGUUUCGUAAUCUACUCCGCACCCACCGCGCCGUCGUAGCCAACUUCUCCAAUAUAGCGACCUGCAUGCCGUGUCGUAUGAUCGCUCCAAUCUAUGAGGAUCUUGCCAGAAACAAGGGCAUAAGGGUGGGCAAUAACGGCGUCGGUGCUGCCUUCACCAAGAUAGAUAUGAGCACACCGAUGGGGAACCAGUUGGCGUCGGAAUGGGGCGUCAGAGUCAUGCCAACUUUUAUCUUCUUCUUGGAUGGCAAAAAGGUACAUGAAAUGAAGGGCGCAGACGAGAAAGAGCUUAGAACACAAAUUGAUUUACUUAUUUUCCAAGCAUAUCCUCCUCACCCUCAUACAUCGCUCUCGCUUCCUGCUGUUCAGGCACUGUCCCUGAAUCCCAUCUUAUUCACACAAGUUCCCUCCUUGGAUACCGUCAGCACCAAAUUCGCAUCUUUUAUUGACGCCACACCAUGGCCAUCCAACUCGCCACAAUCACAGGAGCAAGUAAAGGCUUCAAUUGCGGGCACAAUAGUACCAUACCUCAAGUCUAGAUUUGCAUCAAAGGCCAACACAACAAGCAAAUCACCUCUUCCAUCUGCUACGCCGGUCUUGAUCAACAUGUGGAUAACAAUAACAGCAGCUUUGGCAUCCGUACUGUCCCCCGAAUCACUCUUCCCCCUAGUUGAUAUGUGGCGCCUUGGCUUCCUCGAUCCAGUUGUUGGGACCUGGUGCGCGACGAACCCCCUAGACCCCAUUCCCAUAUUUUUAUCAAAAGCUACAAACUCGUCCCCGCGUAAUUACACCUUGACGGUGAUACGCAUGCUUUCAAACGCUUUCUCCACGCCUCUUCUCGCGCAGAGAUUGCUGAUCGGCGCUAACAAGGCCAGCCUCACGGCUUUCCUGAUACCGUCACUAUUGCAUGAAGAUGCGACGGUGCGGACUUCUGCCGCAAGCCUGGCCUUCAAUGCCUCCGCGUUUGUGCAGAAGGGCCGAAUCGACAAGGUGAGAAGCGGUGGCAGGACAUUGGCGGAGGACGAGGAUGAAGAUUGGGAGGUGGAAAUGGUCAGCGCAAUCAUUGAGAUGCUAGGAAGGGAAAAGGAAAAUGAAGAUGUUGUGCAUCGGCUGACCGCAUCCCUGGCGUGUUUGUUACGAGUAUCCCCGUUCUAUGAAAAUCAGCUGGUUUCAUUACUUGAAGUUCUUCAGGCCCGUGAUGUGCUGAGGAGCAAGCUCGAAAAAGCAGGUUGUGGGCCAGACGGUGUCAAGAAGGCUGAGGUUCGUAAAUUGGUUGAAGAAGUGGCCACGAAGUUGUGUCCGUAGUAUGAACUUCUAUUGUAAUGGCAGUACUUUGAGAUAUUGUAGUGAAUUUACUUGAUGCGAACUUGGCGAAGAUUAG